Sarcophilus harrisii (Tasmanian devil) is the source of this 7520-nucleotide messenger RNA. It is a transcript of the gene TCHH, whose product is annotated as trichohyalin. Gene Ontology annotation, biological process: intermediate filament organization. The record is from RefSeq and is a predicted model, not a curated record. Lineage: Eukaryota; Metazoa; Chordata; Mammalia; Dasyuromorphia; Dasyuridae. Bases 76 to 6480 code for a protein of 2134 amino acids. Gene Ontology annotation, molecular function: calcium ion binding; transition metal ion binding. The transcript has 3 exons.
CCCUUGCCAGCCUGUCAACGUACACUUGACUUCUUCCUCUGGUGAAGUGGGUUUACUUAAAUUUGCAGGGAAAAAAUGCCUCAACUACUGAAAAGCAUCAUUGAUAUCAUUGAAGUUUACCAGCAAUAUGUACAAAGUGAUUGUGGUGGAACAGCACUAAGCAAAAAAGCUCUGAAGAAUCUCCUGCAGAAGGAGUUUGGAGAUAUUCUCCGGAGACCACAUGACCCCGAGACUGUGGACCUGGUCCUGCAGCUUCUAGAUCGAGAUUGUAAUGGGUUUGUUGAUUUCAAAGAGUUUCUUUUGCUAUUGUUCAAAAUAGCUCAAGCUUGUUAUUAUGCGCUUAGCCAGGCCACGGGGAACGAAGAGAAAAGAAGAGUUAAGCAAGAGGAAAACCAGAGGAAGCGCGAAGCCCAGGAGAGGCAACUCCAAGAGGAAGAAGAGCUGCAGCGAGCCGAACAACAGGAACGCGAGAGGCAGCGAAGUGAAGGGCGCCAGCAGCGGGAGAGGCCGAGGGCCUCUAAGGAAGAGCAGCUGCAGCAACAAGAACCAGAAAAGCGGCUCCAGAAACUGGAAAGGAGACUCCAGGAGCGCGAGCGGCAGGUCCAGGAGCGCGAGAGCCAGCGCUUGGACGACGAGCAACUGCAAAGACCGGGAAGGGAAAAACAGAGAGAGAGGCAGGUUCGAGAAGGGGAGCAGAAACGGAGACGAGAGCUCGAACAAGAUCUUCGCCGCCGCGAGCAGAGACAGGAGCGCGCAGAAGAAGGGUACGGAAAACGCGAGCAGGAGAGGCAGCAAAGGGAGCGGCAGAGAGAGCGCCAGGAAGAAAGCAGGCAGGAGCGCGCAGAGCAAAGCUUGGAGGAAGAGCCCCAGCUGAGACGUCAGGAAGAAAGACAGACCCGCGAGCAGGGUGAGAGCCGCGGCCUCCGGCUGCAGUGGCAACUCGAAAGGGAAGUUCAAGGACGGCAGAACAAACUCUACUCUGAGCCCCGCAGACAGGAGGAUGGCCAGUUCCUGGAGGAAGAAGCGAGGCGCCGACAGCAGAGAGAGGAGAGAGAGCGGCGUCAGGAGCGAGAGAGGCAGCUGCGCGAGGAAGAGGCACUGCCGCGUCAGGACAGAUUCGGGCAGCUGCGGGAUGGGGACUACGACAGCUUCGGGGAAGAGCAGGAAAGACAGCGGCGUGAAGAGGAGCAGGCUCGCCGGCGACAGAUACGCGACCGGCAGCGCCAAGAAGAGGAGAGGCGCCGCGACCUCAAAGUCCAAUGGCUGCCACAAGUAGAAGCCGAAAGACGCCGAAGCCGCCUCUACUCCAAGCCCUCUGAACAAGCCCGCGAGCAGGAACGUCGGGAGCAAAGGGAGAGGCAGCUCCAGGAGGAGGAAGAGCAGCUCCAGCGCCUGGAACAGGAGGUAGAAAAGAGGCGUGAAGCCUUAGAAAAGAGGAAGCGCCAGGAGCAGCGGGACAGACAGUACCGGGAGGAAAAGAAGCUCCAAGAGGAGAAAGAGCAGCUCCAGCGCCUGGAACGGGAGGAGAAGAGAAGGCGCCAGGAACAACAGGACAGCCAGUACCGUGAGGAAGAACAGCUCCAGGAAGAGGAAGAACAGCUUCAGCGUCUGGAACAGGAGGUACAAAAGAGACCUAAGGAGUUAGAGAAGAGGAGACGCCAGGACGAGCGAGAUGGACAAAACCGGGAGGAAGAACAGCUCCAGGAGGAGGAAAGGCAACUCCGACGUCUGGAACAGGAGGUAGAAGAGAAACGUGAGGAGCUAGAGAAGAGAAGGCGCCAGGAGCAGCGGGACGGACAGUACCGGGAGGAAGAGAAGCUCCGGAAGGAGGAAGAACAGCUCCAACGUCUGGAACAGGAGGUAGAAAAGAGACGUGAGGAGUUAGAGAAGAGGAGGCGCCAGGAGGAACGAGAUGGACAGUACCGGGAGGAAGAACAGCUCCAGGAGGAGGAAAGGCAACUCCGACGUCUGGAACAGGAGGUAGAAAAGAAACGUGAGGAGCUAGAGAAGAGAAGGCGCCAGGAACAGCGAGAUGGACAGUACCGGGAGGAAGAGCAACUCCAGCGCUUGGAACGGGAGGAAAAGAGAAGGAGCCAAGAGCAGCGAGACAGACAGAAUAGAGAGGAAGAACAGCUCCAGGAAGAGGAAGAGCAGCUUCAGCACCUGGAGCAGGAGGUAGAAAAGAGACGUGAGGAAUUAGAGAAGAGAAGGCUCCAAGAGCAGCGGGACGGACAGUACCGGGAGGAAGAACAGCUCCAGGAAGAGGAAGAGCACCUCCAGCGCCUGGAGCAGGAGGUAGAAAAGAGACGUGAGGAAUUAGAGAAGAGAAGGAGUCAGGAGCAGCGGAACAGACAAUACCGGGAGGAAGAACAACUCAAGGAGGAGGAAAAACAGCUCCGACGUCUGGAACGGGAAGUAGAAAAGAGACGUGAGGGGUUAGAGAAGAAGAGGCGUCAAGUGAAGCGGGACAGACAGUUCCGGGAGAAAGAACAGCUCCAGGAGGAGGAAGAACAGCUCCAAGAGGAGGAAGAGCAGGUCCAGGAGGAGGAAGAGCAGCUCCAGCGUCUGGAAAGGGAGGUAGAAAAGAGACGAGAGGCAUUAGAAAAAAGGAGACGCCAGGAGGAACAGGGUAAACAGUACCGGGAAGGCGAGAAGAUCCAAGAGGACGAAGAGCAGCUCCAGCGCCUGGAGCAGGAGGUAGAACAGAGACGUGAGGAAUUAGAGAAGAGAAGGCGCCAGGAGCAGCGGGACAGACAGUACCGUGAGGAAGAGAAGUUCCAGGAAGAAAAAGAACAACUCCAGGAGGAGGAGGAGGAGCUCCAACGUCUGGAACAGGAGGUAGAAAAGAGACGUGAGAAAUUAGAGAAGAGAAGGCGCCAAGAGCGGCGGGACGGACAAUACCGGGAAAGAGAGAAGCUCCAGGAGGAGGAACAGCUCCAAGAGGAGGAAGAGCAACUCCAACGUCUGGAGCGGGAGGAGAAGAGGAGGCGCCAGGAGCAGCGGGACGGACAGUACCGUGAGGAAGAACAGCUCCAAGAGGAGGAAGAGCAGCUCCAGCGUCUGGAGCGGGAGGAGAAGAGGAGGCGCCGGGAGCAGCGGGACGGACAGUACCGUGAGGAAGAACAGCUCCAAGAGGAGGAAGAGCAGCUCCAGCGUCUGGAGCGGGAGGAGAAGAGGAGGCGCCGGGAGCAGCGGGACGGACAGUACCGUGAGGAAGAACAGCUCCAAGAGGAGGAAGAGCAGCUCCAACGCCUGGAACAGGAGGUGGAAAAGAGACGCGCGGCGUUAGAGAAAAGGAGGCGCCAGGAAAAGCGGGACAGACAGUACCGGGAAGAAGAACAGCUCCAGGCGGAGGAAGAAAGGAGACAAGAAGAGCGAGAGGAGAAAAGGCCGCGCCUGCAGCAGCGAGACCGGCAAUACCGGGAGGAGGAGAAGGAGGAGCUCAGAUUUCAGGAGAGAGAAGAACAAUCUCCUGAGAGCGAGGAAUUCCAAGAACAGGAGAGCGACCUGCCAUUCCGUGAGGAAGCCCAGAGCCGGCGUCUGAAAUGGCAGUGGCAACCCCAGAAGGAAAAUGAAGCACGUAACCGAAGGCUUUACUCCAAACGUAGGGAGGAUGAACAGAGAGAGGAGCAAGACGAUUCUCAAGUCCGAGACUGGCCAGCAGAUGAUGAGGACGAGUAUGGUCGUGGAGACCUGGACAGACCGUCCCGGUACGAGAAAUCUCGGCGGGGACAGGACAGGCAAUUCUACCAGGACGAGCAGGAAGAACGGAGAUCCAGGCAGGAACGAGAGGCGGAGAAGCAACGUCUCCAAGAAAGAGAUGGGCUGUCCCAGGAAGAAGAACGGAGGCUCCCACAGGAAAGGAGACGCCUCCAAGAGCAAGACGAGAAAUUCUUGGAGGAAGAGCAGUUGUCCCGAGAAGAACAAGAGGAAUAUGAAGAAAAGAAAAGAUUUCGUCAGAGCAGAGACAGGAAGUUCCGUGAGGAGCAGGAAUUUCGCAGACAAGACCAAGAGAGAAGGAAAAGACUUACCCAAACCCGAGACAGGCAGCUCCAGGAGGAAGAAGAGCUCUACCCUGAGGAACGAGACAGACAAUACCGUAAAGAACGGGGCUCCCAGGAGCCCCGGGACAGGCAGUUCCAGGAGGAGAAGAGCGUGCUCCGGCAGCAAAGAGAGGAACGGAGACGCAGGCAGGAACAAGAAGAAGAGCAGUUCUAUGGGAAGGAGCGAGAGCAAGAACUAAGACGGCGACAAGAACAAGACAGAACAUUUCGCGAGGAAGAGCAGCUCCGUCGCCAGGAACGAGAACAAGAGCUGAGACGCCGCCAAGAACGAGAUGGGACAUUCCCCAGCGAAGAGCAGCUGAGGGAAGAAGAACUAGAGCAAGAACAGAGACGCAGGCAGGAACGAGACAGGAAAUUCCGAGAGCAAGAGCAAAGUCUCCAGCAAGCGGUAGAAGAAGAAAGGAGACAACGUCUAGAACAAGACAGGAAGUUCCGUGAGGAAGAACAGCUUUACAGAGAGGAGCAGGAACAAAGACGUCGCCAGGAGCCGGCCAGGAGAUCCCGUGAGGAAGAACAGCUCCGCAGACAAGAGCUAGAGCAGGAACGAGAGCAGAGACGCCAGGAGCAGAGACGCCAGGAGCCGGCCAGGAGAUUCCGUGAGGAAGAACAGCUCCGCAGACAAGAGCUAGAGCAGGAACAAGAGCAGAGGCGCCAGGAGCCGGCCAGGAGAUUCCGUGAGGAAGAACAGCUCCGCAGACAAGAGCUAGAGCAAGAACGGGAGCAGAGGCGCCAGGAACCGGCCAGGAGAUUCCGUGAGGAAGAACAGCUCCUCAGACAAGAGCUAGAGCAGGAACGAGAGCAGAGACGCCAGGAGCCGGCCAGGAGAUUCCGUGAGGAAGAACAGCUCCGCAGACAAGAGCUAGAGCAGGAACGAGAGCAGAGACGCCAGGAGCAGAGACGCCAGGAGCCGGCCAGGAGAUUCCGUGAGGAAGAACAGCUCCGCAGACAAGAGCUAGAGCAGGAACGAGAGCAGAGACGCCAGGAGCAGAGACGCCAGGAGCCGGCCAGGAGAUUCCGUGAGGAAGAACAGCUCCUCAGACAAGAGCUAGAGCAGGAACGAGAGCAGAGACGCCAGGAGCAGAGGCGCCAGGAGCCGGCCAGGAGAUUCCGUGAGGAAGAACAGCUCCGCAGACAAGAGCUAGAGCAGGAACCGGAGCAGAGACGCCAGGAGCCGGCCAGGAGAUUCCGUGAGGAAGAACAGCUCCGCAGACAAGAGCUAGAGCAGGAACGAGAGAGACGCCAGGAGCAGAGGCGCCAGGAGCCGGCCAGGAGAUUCCGUGAGGAAGAACAGCUCCGCAGACAAGAGCUAGAGCAGGAACCGGAGCAGAGGCGCCAGGAGCCGGCCAGGAGAUUCCGUGAGGAAGAACAGCUCCGCAGACAAGAGCUAGAGCAGGAACGGGAGCAGAGACGCCAGGAGCCGGCCAGGAGAUUCCGUGAGGAAGAACAGCUCCGCAGACAAGAGCUAGAGCAGGAACAGGAGCAGAGACGCCAGGAGCCGGCCAGGAGAUUCCGUGAGGAAGAACAGCUCCGCAGACAAGAGCUAGAGCAGGAACGAGAGCAGAGACGCCAGGAGCAGAGGCGCCAGGAGCCGGCCAGGAGAUUCCGUGAGGAAGAACAGCUCCGCAGACAAGAGCUAGAGCAGGAACGAGAGCAGAGACGCCAGGAGCAGAGGCGCCAGGAGCCGGCCAGGAGAUUCCGUGAGGAAGAACAGCUCCGCAGACAAGAGCUAGAGCAGGAACCGGAGCAGAGGCGCCAGGAGCCGGCCAGGAGAUUCCGUGAGGAAGAACAGCUCCUCAGACAAGAGCUAGAGCAGGAACGAGAGCAGAGACGCCAGGAGCAGAGGCGCCAGGAGCCGGCCAGGAGAUUCCGCGAGGAAGAACAGCUCCGCAGACAAGAGCUAGAGCAGGAACCGGAGCAGAGGCGCCAGGAGCCGGCCAGGAGAUUCCGUGAGGAAGAACAGCUCCGCAGACAAGAGCUAGAGCAGGAACGAGAGCAGAGACGCCAGGAGCAGAGACGCCAGGAGCCGGCCAGGAGAUUCCGUGAGGAAGAACAGCUCCUCAGACAAGAGCUAGAGCAGGAACGAGAACAGAGACGCCAGGAGCCGACCAGGAGAUUCCGUGAGGAAGAACAGCUCCGCAGACAAGAGCUAGAGCAGGAACAGGAGCAGAGGCGCCAGGAGCGAGAGAAGAGAGUCCGCGACGAGCAACUGCGCAGACAGGAGGGAGAAGGGCAGCGGUACCGUCAAGAGUUCGACGCGCAAACGCGGGACCAGCUCCGAGACAGGCAGUCUAGGGAAGAAGACAAGAAUCGUAGGCAGGUGCAGGAUUUUAGCUCCCGUCAAAUUUCUAAACCAAUUGUCCGUUCCAGCCCACUGUAUGAAUAUAUUCAAGAACAAAGGUCCCAAUAUCGUCCAUAGGAGAAGUUGUCAAAGUCUGAUCACUUACCAAAGUUUAGACAACAGGAAAUGGAAAACACCGCGUACCAAGUGAUUGAUCAAGCACAAGUUCUUUUUGGUUAUGGGAAAACUUUUUCUGUCCAAAUAAGGGGGGGGCGGGGAGAAUUCUGCCCCUCCCCCAAAAGUUUAAUUUAACUUUCUUUCUUCAGUCUUUCUUGUAGUUCUUUACUACAGAAUGUCUUCAGUCUUUGAUGCAGAUGUGGUGUUCAUUAAGAAACAACAAUGAGGAAUUUAAGGGGGGUCUGCAUUCGAUUGUUCAUCCGAUCGUCAGAGUUAACACAAGAAUCAAGAUCUGCGGUUCUUCCUUGAAUGGGGCAAUUAGGCUUGAAGCUAUGUCAAUUUCUAAAGUUUGUGCAAAUUAAGAUUUCUCUGAAAACAUAAUUCAGCUUUCCUUCAACCCAGAUUACAUUUUGAGUGGGAGUUACCCCCCCAUUGUAGCUUUAAGGCUUCAUUUUUUGCCAUUUUAGACAGUGCGCUCGUGAAGGCAGUCCAUAAUUGAAAUAAAUGUUUAAAUUUUGAAAUCUGAUCACUUAAAAAUUAAGAAGACUUGGAUUCAGGACUGUUUUCUCAAAAUAAAUAAAUAGCCUGGAGACAACAAACAAAAUCAUGAAGCAAAAUCAAAGUGUUUCUUAAAAAACUCCACAACUCAAAUUUCAAAUAAAUAUAUAAGUAGAUGUCUAGUAUAUUCUAUAGUACUUUAGUUCUUUCCCCUAGUCCUUGAGAGGGUUGUAGAUCUUUGCACCUCUGUGAAUUUCAGCUGGUCAUGAAACCAACUCAGAGAAUUCUGAAGAUCUGCCUUAGUGAUUGGUACCUGGACCUACCAGAGUUAAUUAGGAGGAAGGGACAAUGUAUAGUGGAAAAUGUGUGGAGGACUGUACAGGUACCCUUAGACCCUAGGACAAGACCCAUCAACCCAUAACCCUUUGAGGCUCAUUGAUACUAUCUUGGGGACAUUCUUGUUGAAAUAAUUGGACUAUGGAAAUCAAUUAAUAAAUGUUUGG